CAUACCCUCUCUCUCUCUCUCUCUCUGCUUUUGUUCUGUGCAGUAGUGGCGACUCUUCAUUUUAAUGGUGUGUGAGCGGUGACAGAGAGCAUUGUACUGACUCUCAGACGCCCUCAAAACCCUGUUUUGAUUCCUUUUCCUUUCGUUUCACAAAAACCCCAUCGCCAAAACACUGAUAGAUAGUGUGUGUGCAUUGAAAAUCACCUUAAAAACCAGUGCUUUGGUUUUUGUGUUUUUGGGGUUGAUACUAGUACCCAUCGUUGUGGAAUCGUUUUCCUGACGUGGGUUUUCGGAUUCCGAAUCUGGGUUGCCAUAAAUAUGUGAUCUUUGUUUCUCUGUUUUUUUUGGGCCACGUAGUUGAUUGUUUUGUAUACUACUGUGUCACGUUGUUGUGUGUUUUGUGUUGUUGUUGUGGUGGUGUGUUGUGAUGUUGAGAAUAGCUGAGCAAGACCAGAGGGUUUUGAUGAACAUGAAGAAUGAUAACAACAACAACCCAAGAAUCCCUCCACCUUAUUGUGAUUCCAAUCUUUUUCAGCUUCUGCUUCAGUCUAACCAUCACCAUGUGAGUGGUUCACCUAUUAGCAGAGCUUCUCUGCAAUCUGAGUUUUCUCCUUCGAGUUCCUUCUCAAAUGGGUUUUAUUCCUCUGAGGAUAGCUCUCCUUAUUCUCCAACCCCAUUUGAGGAGGCAAAGUAUCAAACACCUCUUAAGCAUUACAUGAAUGGAGGAGGGUUGUGGUUGGACUCCAAGCCAGCACCACCACACCAUGAGUCUCAUUAUAAUGAGAUUUUGGGGGAUGAUCUGGGGUUGGCUGAGAGUUUUUACAGGAUGAAUAUGGGGGAUGGACAUGAGGGUGGUGCUAAAAGGAGGGGGUUUGAGAGAGACCCAGAUGGGUUUGGGCUUGGUGGUGGUUUCUUAGGGGGUAAUAUUCCUUGGAAUGUUGAGAACUAUGGCUUGUUUGAAACUUCUAGGAACAAUAUGUCUGAUGUUGAAGCUUUUCGGUCCUCUCAUUUUGGUGUUAGAGGUGGUUUUAAUGGUUAUGUGGAGCCUGAGUUUCUUGGGUUGGGGCCAGAAUAUGUUGUUGGUGAUUCAAUGGGGGCUGUUCUAAAUCAUAUGCAGCAGCCUAGUGCUUUGUGUUGUGGUCCUAGUGGUGCUAAGAACCAAAUGGGUUACAUGGUAGAGCAAAGAAAGGAACUGAGAGAUGAUUGGUAUUACAGAAAUGUUCUAGAGAACCCAUAUGUUGCCAGGCCUUACCUUGAUGAUGAAUUUGUUUAUUCACAGCUAUGUGGAACAGAUUCUAGUGCCGGAAAGGGUCUUAUGUAUCCGAUGAGCUCUCCUCAGUUCCCCUCAGUUGCUCAGCUGUGUGUGGACAAUGGUGCACAUAAUCAUCCAGUGAUAAAACAAAGGACUAGAGGAAAUCCGACUAGGAAAUGUGCAGGGCACUUAGAGGGUUUUAGAGGUGAGGAUAGUCUUGCUGUACAAGGAAAACAUCUGAACCAUGGUGUCACUAAGGGUAGCAAGUCUGCAAAGGCUAACAAGAAGAACUCUUGCACUAAGAUGCCAAUCAGGACAGAAGGAGAGAAAAGCUCUAGACUAGAUUUGGAUUCAUAUAAUGGAGGAAGUAGUGGAAAUGACUGUAGUCAGAGCAGUAAUGACUCAAUGAAGUCACUGCUUACUUUGGGUUCAUUGACUGAGGUCCAGGGAUACAUAUACUUCCUAGCAAAGGAUCAGCAUGGUUGCCGGUUCUUACAGAGAAUGCUCGAUGAGGGAACCCUUCAAGAUGUGCAACUAAUAUUUGAUAGGAUAAUCAAUCAUGUUCUUGAACUUAUGACAGACCCGUUUGGCAAUUACCUAAUGCAGAAGUUCUUGGACAUGUGUAAUGAACAGCAAAGAAUGCAAUUUGUACUUAAGGUGACCAAAGAACCGGGACAGCUUGUGAGAGUUUCCUUGGACACACAUGGCACUCGUGUGGUGCAGAAGUUGAUCGAGACUGUGGAAAAUGGGAAACAGGUCUCUUUGAUCAUAUCAUCCCUUGAAUGUGGUUUUCUUGAUCUUAUUAAGGAUCCAAAUGGCAAUCAUGUGGUACAGCGUUGCUUGGACUGCUUCAGCACUGAAGAGAACAGGUUUAUAUUUGAUGCUGCUGCAAGAUUCUGUGUUGAGAUUGCAACUCAGCGUCAUGGAUGCUGUGUGCUACAAAAAUGCAUUGCACAUGCCAGUGGGAGACAUCGAGAUAAGCUGGUCACUGAAGUUUCCAGGAAUGGGCUUCUCCUUUCCCAAGAUCCGUAUGGAAACUAUGUAGUUCAGUAUGUCAUAGAGCUGAAGAUCCCAUCUGUCAUGGCCCGAUUGAUCUCUCAGUUGAAGGGGCACUUUGUACUCCUCUCCAUGCAGAAAUGCAGUAGUCAUGUUGUUGAAAAAUGCCUCAAGCACUAUGAAGAGAGCCGAGCAAAAGUCAUCCAGGAAUUGCUCUCAGUUUCUCACUUUGAACAGCUGUUGCAAGACCCUUAUGCUAACUAUGUCAUUCAAUCUGCUCUUUCAGUUACCAAGGGCCCUCUUCACGCUGCACUGGUUGAAGCUGUCAAGCCUCAUACAAUCUUGCGCCACAGCCCAUACUGCAAGAGGAUUUUCACAAAGGACCUCCUGAAGAAGUGAUGUGUUUUAGCGAAAGAAGUGUUGUUGUUCUCUAUGUUUAUUACUAAUAACUCCUCUGUCUUCGGCUCUUUAGCUAAGAUAUGAGAUAUGUUGGUUUACAUGUCUUAUUAUCACCAGGUGAAGGGUGCAAUUUUUGGCUUUCUGGAAGGCAUUAAGAAGUCUGAAGCAGUUAAAACAGAGUUUUGCUUCCAGUUACUUAUGAUGUAAUACAUCAUUCUGUUGUUUUGUGUCUUAAUCUUGAUCACAACUUUUGAUGUAUGAUAUUCCACUAUUAGAAUUGUGGAUAUCUGAGUAGAUGUUGUAUAAAUGUGAUGCCUGGAUUUGUUUUGUUGAAGUUGAGAUAGUUUAUAUAUAGGCAUCAGCUCUUAUGUGUUAUUA
This is a messenger RNA of Rosa rugosa (rugosa rose), 3025 nucleotides long. RefSeq names its product putative pumilio homolog 7, chloroplastic. Lineage: Eukaryota; Viridiplantae; Streptophyta; Magnoliopsida; Rosales; Rosaceae. The transcript has 5 exons. Gene Ontology annotation, molecular function: mRNA binding. The record is from RefSeq and is a predicted model, not a curated record. Gene Ontology annotation, cellular component: cytoplasm. The coding region runs from base 428 to 2647 and encodes 739 amino acids. Gene Ontology annotation, biological process: post-transcriptional regulation of gene expression.